Molecule: messenger RNA, 1113 nt
Organism: Peronospora belbahrii
Lineage: Eukaryota; Oomycota; Peronosporomycetes; Peronosporales; Peronosporaceae
Source: the annotation of a GenBank genome assembly
AUGCCAUUAAAUCUUGAUCGGAAUGGUACGGAUACUGCAAAGAUUGCUAGCUGGCCAUUGGCUCCACCACCACAUCUUCUCGGUCAACUCCCAUCUUCUUCCUCAGCUGCAAUGUCACCAACAACCGUAACGACUUGCACUUCUUUACCUUCAGAGAUUGCAUCGGUACAUGGAAAAGCGUUCUCAUCAAAGAGACUCAAUUGGACGCGUCGACUUGUCAUCACUAAACAGCCUGCAUCCGAGUUUUACAAAGAUGAAGGAGGCAAAGCAAAUGCACUCGAAGUUGAAGUAACGCUUGUCGAGUUUAACGAGCUCGGAGAACCUGCUCGAUCGUGCGACAAAGAGUUCAUUGACAUACCAUUACGCAUCCUGCUUUUCUUUGAAUCUGGAAAGCGAGUUGAUGAUACGGACCAGGAAAUUUUCCGCUUCGUGGGCAAUGACUACGACUCCGUAGUCAUUCGGGCCUCCACGCGCAAGGCCUCGGUGCAGUUUCGUCUCGAAAAAGUAAGCAGACGUAAAGACGGUCAAAGAUUUAAGCUACGAAUUGAAGUCGAUCAAGAGCAAUGCACCGCCAACGUUGCCGAUCUCACUCCAGUUUUCACAAAUGCAAUCUGCGUGCUAUCGAAGCGGAAACAUCCUAGUUUGUACAGCUCGGAAUCGUCAAUCCGCGUCAAAGAACCCUCUCCAAAGUUGUUGAAACGUGAUUUGGCUGGACUAGAAGAACGGUUGGCCAGAAAGAUCGAUGGACUCACAGCACAUGUUCACCAGUUGAGUCAACUCAUCCAGAAGCAGAAUGAGCUCAUCGUUAAACACCAAGCACCUUCGGUUCCUGCAGGAACGCAUUGCAGUUCAAAUGAGAGUUCAAUUCUUGAAUGGCUGCUUCGGUCUAACACUGCCGACGAUGGUCCUUGGCCCAAACAAGUCAUGGAUCAGCAAAUCUUUCCUAACGUUAUGCCCUACUUUGAAGUCACCGACGAGCCGUACUGCGGCGUUGACCCAGAUCUCACACCUGCGUUCGUUGCUCCCCCGAAAACAGCUACAAAAACUACAACGUCAUCGAAUGCGCGUACCAGCGAGACAACAACACCUUCGCUACCAUUUGGCGAUAUCUAA